AUGCCGCUGCACUUUGAGGCCGCGCGCGGGGGCGUGUGGCUCGACGGGAAGCCGUUCUUCCUCAAGGGCGCGAGCUUCUUCGGCAUGGAGAGCGACAUCUGCGUGCCGCACGGACUGUGGGGUGGCGACGACUCCACGACGCUGGCGGCGGUGGCGCAGCUGCUGCGCUCGAACGGCUUCAACCUCGUGCGGAUUCCGCUGGCGGUGGCUGCGGCGGCCAACAACAUCACGGUGGACCGCUACAAGAUGGGCAACGAGACGGCGCUGCUGAAGGCGUUCGAGGGGAAGGAGCUGCGGUACUUGGACGUGCUGGACUACGUGGUGCACGAGCUAGCGCGCCACGAGCUGCUGGUGCUGCUGGACACCCACGUGAUGCAGCCGGCGGGGGCCAUUACUCCUCUGUGGUAUGACGACGCGCAGGGGUGUCCGGAGUCUGUGGUCACCCAGAUGUGGACCACGUUGGCGACGAGAUACGCCGACCAGUGGAAUGUUCUGGGCGGGGACUUGAACAACGAGCCUCAUGGAGAAGCUACGUGGGGCUCGGGCGAUGUCAGGACGGACUGGAAACUUGCAGCAAUGAGGCUGGCUGAGGCGGUGCUGGCAGUGUGUCCGCGGUGGUUAAUUUUCGUGGAGGGAGUGCAGACCACGAGCUGCGAUGCAGGGCACGAGUUGCCGUGCUUUUGGGGCGAGAAUCUGCAGGCGGCGGCUAAGCACCCUGUGAAGCUGAGUGUAGAGCAUCGGCUUGUGUACUGCCCGCACACGUAUGGCCCUGCUGUGUCGUGGCAACCGUACUUUAAUGCAGCGGACUUCCCGAACAACAUGCCGCAGGUGUGGGAUACGCACUUUGGGUUUCUGAAGCAGCAGACGGAAGUUCCGUUGGUCAUUGGGGAGUGGGGAGGGCGCCACGAGAACCCGAAAGAUUGGAGCUGGCAGACCCGGUUUGCCGAGUACGUGCAGCAGAUUGGCGUCAGUGGCGUGGUGUUCUGGUGUGUGAACCCGAACGGUGGUGACACUGACGGAUUGCUACGUGCAGACUGGCGCACGCUAAAUGCGGAGGCUUUUCAGCUGCUGUCACGCUUCACGGGGACACCUUUGCCGUCACAGUCGUGCUGA
Messenger RNA from Phytophthora sojae, 1113 nucleotides. Its product is annotated as cellulase-8, endo-1,4-beta-glucanase. Gene Ontology annotation, molecular function: hydrolase activity, hydrolyzing O-glycosyl compounds. The record is from RefSeq and is a predicted model, not a curated record. Lineage: Eukaryota; Oomycota; Peronosporomycetes; Peronosporales; Peronosporaceae. The transcript has a single exon. The coding region runs from base 1 to 1113 and encodes 370 amino acids.